GCGCUGCAGGGGGGAGCCGGGCCUGUACCCGAAGCCGAGAGGGAGCGUCGACUGCACACUCCCGACACCGGCCCAGGAGUCCGCGGCGCCCCAGCCCGACCUGCUGGCGGGUUGCAGCGGAGGGCCCCGGCCGCAGUCCCGCCGAGCAGGUGACAUCAUCACUGAACUGAAACUGCACAAAGAUUUAUAUUCAUGUCAUUACUGUGCAACAUCAGCUUUUAGGCAAUCAAAUGGUGUAGAAGAAAGCCUGAAGCCCUUGAGGAGGGAAACUUGCCUAAUUCUUCUCCAGGCCAAUUAGCUGAAUAGGCCAACACAAUGGACUGGGGUACCCUACACACUUUCAUCGGGGGAGUAAACAAACACUCCACCAGCAUCGGGAAGGUAUGGAUCACCGUCAUCUUCAUUUUCCGUGUCAUGAUCCUUGUAGUGGCUGCUCAAGAAGUGUGGGGUGACGAACAGGAAGAUUUUGUCUGCAACACUCUGCAACCGGGAUGCAAAAAUGUGUGCUAUGACCACUUUUUUCCUGUGUCCCACAUCCGGCUGUGGGCCCUGCAACUCAUCUUUGUCUCCACCCCGGCCCUGCUGGUAGCGAUGCAUGUCGCCUACUACAGACACGAGGCCGCCCGCAAAUUUAGGCGAGGAGAGAAAAGAAAUGAAUUCAAAGACUUAGAAGACAUUAAAAGGCAGAAGGUUCGGAUAGAGGGAUCCCUGUGGUGGACGUACACCAGCAGUAUCUUUUUCAGAAUCAUCUUUGAAGCAUCCUUUAUGUAUGUGUUUUACUUCCUUUACAAUGGGUACCACCUGCCCUGGGUGUUGAAAUGUGGGAUUGACCCUUGCCCCAACCUUGUUGACUGCUUUAUCUCUAGACCUACUGAGAAAACCGUGUUUACCAUUUUUAUGAUUUCUGCAUCUGUGAUUUGCAUGCUGCUUAAUGUGGCCGAGUUGUGUUACCUGCUGCUGAAAGUAUGUUUUAGGAGAUCAAAAAGAACACAAACACAAAGAAAUCAUCCCAAUCACGCCCUAAAAGAGAGUAAGCAAAAUGAAAUGAAUGAGCUGAUUUCAGAUAGUGGUCAAAAUGCCAUCACAGGCUUUCCAAGUUAAACAUUUCAAAGCACUACAUAGCUGACUCAUAACAAAAGUGGUGCCUUCUGAAGGCAGUGCCCACCUAAAAAUCCCUUCCAUAGGCUGAAGACUUUGUCUUUAUAAAUGCUUUCAUAAUACAUAGAUACUUGAGUUAACUUUUUGUAGAACACUUGUUCCCUUAAUAUGCAACAUAAUCAAAUAUGUGGUCCAUCUCUGAAACUAAGACAGGAUUACAACUGUGCCUUGAAGUAACUUUAACAUGUUUAAGUGGACUGUCUGACAUACUAGGUAUUUCCUGAAAAUUUAAGUGUGUAACUGUGUUGAUAAAGAACAUUUAUGUAGAAAAUUGAUACUUUGAUUAGUAAAAGAUAUUUUUAUAGGAUUGAAUGUUUUAGUUCUGACUUUGAAUUUAUAUAAAGUAUUUUUACAAUGACUGGUCUUUCUUACCUGGGAAAACAUAUGAGGUUAGUUUUAGAAUUAUGCCAUAAGUAUGUAAAUUUUGAACUUACAAAGAGUCUAUCUUGUUGUAAAUAGUGUUUUGCAAUUUCUAUUGACAAAUUUAUGAACUAUCAUGAUACUCUUAAGGUGGAAAUUGUUCAUUGUACAAUAUAUUUUUAUUGCUUCCUAAAUGUAGACAGAGCUGUAUGGAAGUAGGAAGCUUUUUAAAACUGGACAAUUUGCAAUCAUUGUGAACAGCUGACUUGAAUGUUUCACCUCAAUAAAGAUCAGCCCCAUUGCUUAUGCCUU
This is a messenger RNA of Neomonachus schauinslandi (Hawaiian monk seal), 1830 nucleotides long. RefSeq names its product gap junction protein beta 6 (gene GJB6). Gene Ontology annotation, biological process: cell communication. The coding region runs from base 316 to 1101 and encodes 261 amino acids. The record is from RefSeq and is a predicted model, not a curated record. NCBI's taxonomy places the organism in Eukaryota, Metazoa, Chordata, Mammalia, Carnivora, Phocidae. The transcript is spliced from 3 exons. Gene Ontology annotation, cellular component: connexin complex.